Molecule: messenger RNA, 1182 nt
Organism: Wasmannia auropunctata (little fire ant)
Lineage: Eukaryota; Metazoa; Arthropoda; Insecta; Hymenoptera; Formicidae
Product: protein distal antenna-like
Exons: 1
Coding region: 1-1182 (393 amino acids)
Molecular function (GO): DNA binding
Source: RefSeq, a predicted model, not a curated record
AUGUUUCCACGAACCUGGCGACUCAAAAGACGCGUUUCGGGUGAAGAUAAACUGGAGGCCGUUAAGAGAGUAAAAGAGGGCGAAUCUAAAGCGUCCGUGGGACGUGACACCGGUACGCCGGAAUCUACUUUACGUGGAUGGUUAAAAGCUGAGGAAAAAAUUCGCGCACAAGUUUUGUCGCGAUCAACUUCAAUCGUCCAACACUUCAAAGGUAUGAUGGAAAUGUCUUCCGCGAAGAAGACCGGCGAGGAACACGAGUCCGGCCCGGCUCAGAAGAGGGCAAAAUCAGAGAACGGUUCCGUUGCCACGAAUAUGAAUAACAUCUCGCCGUCGCCUCGAGCACCGGAAAUCGGCAUUGACUACAGUCAGUUUCAACGAUCGUAUAUUAACCCGCUGCAGCAUCAUGCGUCUACUUCUAGUGAUACGGCGACUAGCAGCCUCUUGCUCCAGCAGUUGCUGAAAGAUGCUGAAUAUAUGCUGCAUCUGAACGCAUACUCAUCGCUUACAAGUCUUAUCGCCGAGAAUCGGCAGCUGCACAGAAACAACGGCGCGGUGGCUAAUCUGCCGGUGGUGAGACAACAGCAGCAACAAACCAACAACGCGCUGCGUAACCGCGGGAAUAAAAGGAGGUACAGCGCUCCAGGAGGCCCCACGCCAACCACCAUGGACACCCCGAAGGGAUCGUCGAGGAUAUCGCACAGCCUCUCGCCGAUUGCGGAGAAAUCGUGGUCCGGCAGCAUUUCCCAGGUGAAUAAUGAAACUUCCCCCGUGCCGUCAACCUCGGCGAAUAACUCCGAUGUAGUCGCGUCUAUUCCGUACCCCAGAUUACCGGAAAAGAAUGAAAAAUCUAACGUUGUAAUACAUACUAUGCAACAACGACAACUGCAGCAAGCAUUAUCCGCGCGAAUGUGUAACGUAGGGGAAGAAGUAAUAUCCAGUAACGCGAUGAGCAAUAACGUUAAUAAUAUCGAUCACAUUGACGAUGAAACCACGAAUCGAUCUUCCAAUUCUUUGCCGCCGGAAUUUUCAGAAGUGCAAGCGUGUUGCACUAAACUAAUAGAGUGGUUGCAAAAUUACGGCUCGCCUAUAUGUACAUUUCAGCAGGUAAUUCAGUUAAAAACUAUUUUGAAUGGUAUGACCAAUUGGGCAAAAUCGGUACCAGCGGAAAAUGCAAGCGAAUAG